AUGUGCACAGAUGCCGGCGGCGGGAAGCGGCCGCAGUGCACGAACAGUGAGCGAAAUCAGCGCAAGAAGCCAAACGUGAACUCCCUCGUUCCCACCAUCAGGAAGGGGCUGGGAAAGGGCGGCGCCAAGCGCCACCGCAAGGUCCUCCGCGACAACAUCCAGGGCAUCACCAAACCGGCCAUCCGGAGGCUUGCUCGCCGUGGCGGCGUCAAGCGCAUCUCGGGGCUCAUCUACGAGGAGACCCGUGGCGUGCUCAAGAUCUUCCUCGAGAACGUCAUCCGCGACGCCGUCACCUACACCGAGCACGCCCGCCGCAAGACCGUCACCGCCAUGGACGUCGUCUACGCGCUCAAGCGCCAGGGACGCACCCUCUACGGCUUCGGAGGCUGA
Molecule: messenger RNA, 390 nt
Organism: Lolium rigidum
Lineage: Eukaryota; Viridiplantae; Streptophyta; Magnoliopsida; Poales; Poaceae
Product: histone H4-like
Exons: 2
Coding region: 1-390 (129 amino acids)
Biological process (GO): nucleosome assembly
Cellular component (GO): nucleosome
Molecular function (GO): structural constituent of chromatin; protein heterodimerization activity; DNA binding
Source: RefSeq, a predicted model, not a curated record